Carassius auratus (goldfish) is the source of this 1830-nucleotide messenger RNA. RefSeq names its product integrator complex subunit 15 (gene ints15). Lineage: Eukaryota; Metazoa; Chordata; Actinopteri; Cypriniformes; Cyprinidae. The coding region runs from base 152 to 1537 and encodes 461 amino acids. The transcript is spliced from 8 exons. The record is from RefSeq and is a predicted model, not a curated record.
GCGAGUUUACUAUGUCCUUUACGGGAUUCCGUAGUUAUUUUUGUGACGAACAACGUUCACAUUGUCAGUUAUGGGCGAUAAACGUUUGCAGAUUGAUAGAAGCUAAUGUAACGAGUCUAAUUAUCAACUCAGUUUCCCCUCCACAGAAGAGAUGAGUGAUAUCCGGCAUGCACUGCUGCGGCGUGAUCCGCUGAGCGCGGCUAAAGAGGUUCUGUAUCAUCUGGACAUCUCACUGGGCAGCGCUCUGCAGAGCUCCACCGGCCCCACGCCUGGACUAGAGAAGAGUAUGGUGGAGCUGGUGGAGGAGUUCAUCUUUCAUGUCCCGAAAGACAGGAACAUCCAGCCUAAGAGGAUGAGCUGCGUUCAGGAACUGCAACUGCUGGAGAUCAUGUGCAGUUACUUCCAGGAACAGAGCAAAGAUGCAAUCAGACAGAUCAUUUUCUCUGCACUCUUCAGUCUUCAAGGCAACAAGGCUGAUGAGAGCCGCAUGGCCAUGCUUGGGAAGCUAGUUUCAAUGGCUAUAGCUGUGUGUCGGGUGCCAAUACUAGAGUGUGCAGCCGUCUGGCUACAGCGCACACACUCUGCAUGGUGCGUGCGUUUGGCUCAGGUGCUGAUGGAUGAUUACUGCACACUGGUGCCAUGUGCCAUCUCUACCCUGCAGAACAUCUGUUCAGCCAGUCCUCGCUUCUGCUGUCAGCUCAUCACUGCAGUAACGGCUCUCUAUGACUUCUCCUCAGAUGAGUUGACUCCGCCCCCUGCACUCUUGGAGAUGCUGGUUGGUUGGAUCACAGAAGAUCCCAGACUACUGCUCCUCACCUUCAUCAACACACCCCUCAAUUCCAGCCUGCCAUUAGGCUGCCUUGAGAUCACGCCUCUUUUGGGUCUGCUCCGGUGGUGUGUGAAAGCCCCGUUAGCCUAUCAGAGAUGCCGCAAGCCAGCUUUGACCAAUGGCCAUGGGGAAAGUGAAAAAGGGACAGCAUCUGAAGAGCUGUACUCUAAACUGCACCUGAGUGUUCUGCAAGUCUUUCUCAUGUUGCAGGUCCACCUGACAGAACAGAAUUUGAUAGGUCGGCUAGCUGUGCUUCCUGUGGAGUCUGUUGCCACGCUGGUAGAGGAAGUCAGCCGUCUGUGCGAGAAGCUCACGCCCUUCCCUGCUGCCAAUCAUAUCCAGCUGGCACUGGAUAGGCUGGCGCAAGCUCUUCAGGUCGCCAUGGCAACAGGAGCUCUUCUGUGUGCUAGAGAGGACCUACGGGCUUUGUGCUCCAGACUUCCCCACAACAAUCUGUUACAGCUUGUGAUGUCCGGUCCAGUAGUGCAGCCUCCACCUCACAGUGGACCCUUCCAGCCCAACAUGUAUCCACACAUCCACCCGGGUCGGCCCUCUUCUCUCUCUCCCCACAGCCCGCACCCUGUACUGUCACCGCACCCAGCGCUGUCCCCACAUCGCCCGCUAACGGCCCACACCGCACACCCUUCUCUCUCUCCACAUGCCUUCCAUCCUGCUGCCAUGGCCUUUCCUUACCGGCCCAUUCGUUAACCAGCUAUGCAGGACUUUUGGACUACUCUGCUUCCUCUUGGGAUGAGAACAAACUUGUUAUAUUUUAUAUUAGAUGAUCUUCAAAACUUUCGGUUUGAACUUGUAGUCAUGUUUGGCUUGGUCAGGUUAUAUGGUCUUGUGUAUCAUAAACUGGGAUAUCCAUUGUAUAAUUUUAAGUUUGAUAUAGACUUUAAAAAGCGCUUGUACAGAUUAAGUGUUGUUUCAGGUAAAAAUGCAUUCAUACCUUUUCAACAAUACUGUACAAACCAUGAAAUAUAUUUUUGGAAAAUCUA